Micromonas pusilla CCMP1545 is the source of this 1155-nucleotide messenger RNA. RefSeq names its product glutamyl-tRNA amidotransferase. Gene Ontology annotation, biological process: regulation of translational fidelity. Gene Ontology annotation, molecular function: tRNA binding. The transcript has 2 exons. Lineage: Eukaryota; Viridiplantae; Chlorophyta; Mamiellophyceae; Mamiellales; Mamiellaceae. The annotation marks the transcript as partial. The record is from RefSeq and is a predicted model, not a curated record.
GACUUCAAGGUGGAGCUCGCGAAGUGGCGCGCGAAGAGGGACGAGGAGCUGAAGGACGAGCCGCCGUUCGUGAGCACGAUCGAGGAGCGGCUCGCCGCGGCGCUCGCGGAGGACACGACGCUGCCUCCGAAUCCGAAUCCGAUCCCCAUCCCGCCGCUGCCGGACCUCAGGCGCGUUCACCCCGAUAUCAUCGCUUUGUGUGGACCCUCGACCCUCAGGGAGCUCGCGAAGAUCUCCAACCUCGAGCUCACGGACGAGGAGAUCGAGGAGUGGACGCCGCAGGUGCACGGGAUCAUCGACUGGUUCGGGAAGCUCAACGACAUCGACAUCGAGAAGAUCACGAGCGACCUAGAGACGGAGACGGGGCUGUACCGCGACGACUGGUCCAUGCCGCUCGCGGACGACGUGACGUUCGAUUUCGAAAACCGCGAGGCGAUGAUGAACGAGGCGGGGGAUAACUGGCAGAAGCCGUACGUGCGCGUGCCCAAGGUGGACGUGAAGGAGAACGCGGAGAUGAUGUCCGUUGCGGAGGACGUCGCCGCGGCGACGGCGACGGCGACGGCGAAGGCGGCCGCCGCCGCCGCCGCGGGAGAGAAGGACGGAGAAGCCGCCUCCGCGUCGUCGGGAGCCUCGCCGCCGAGCGAGAACCUCCUCGGGAUGGAGUUCCUCGUCGGCAGAGUCCUGAAGUGCGAGAAGCAUCCGGAGGCGGACAAGCUGUACGUCGAGACGAUCGACUGCGGCGAGGAGUCGGGCCCGAGGACGAUCUGCAGCGGUCUGGUGCCGUACAUGUCCGCGGCGGAGAUCCAAGGGAAAAACGUCGUCGUCGUCGCCAACUUGAAGCCGCGGAAGAUGUCCGGGAUCGCCUCCGCGGGGAUGCUGCUGUGCGCGAACAACGGCAUGGACGGCGACGACAGAGUCGUCGAGCUGCUCGUCGUCCCGGAGGGCGCGACGCCGGGGGAGCGGCUGACGUGGGAGGGCGCGACGAACGACCCGCCGCACGGAGGGAACAAAAUCGCGAAGAAGAAAAUUUGGGAGGACGUGCAGCCCGGUCUGGAGACGAACGCGACGUGCGCGGCGGCGUGGCGCGGGAACGCGCUCGUCUCGAGCGCGGGCGCGGUGACGUGCGCGUCCGUGAGUGGCGGGAAGAUCUCGUGA